CUGACUCACGCCAAGCCCAAAACUCAUCUUCGGAUAGCUCGUCAAAAUCUUAUGAUGAAUCACAUAUCGAACAAACUCUGGAAUUGCAAUCUAUUCCUAAUACUCCUAAUUUAUCCAAACAAUCCUCAGAACAGAAUACAGACUUACAGAAAACAAAAAUCCCUGAAAUAGACAUACAAUCUUUGAUAGAAAAAUUAAGAAUAGAAGCUUUAGUGGGAGAUACUGUUAAAAUUGUUAAUGUAGAUGUCUCAGAAAGGCGAUCCGAAGGGUCUAAAAGCUCUACAGAUAAUCAGCAGAGCUGGCACAACCAAUCACCUGCAACCAAAUUGUAUUCAUAUAGAAAAUUUUUUGAAAAAAGACAUAGUGAAAUUUUACCUGAAAUCCUGAAAAAUAAACCACAUCUUAUGAAACAAAAAGCAUAUGAACUAGCGAGUAGCCAAAUUUAUGAUGAAAUGUUAUGUUAUCUUUCAGGUAUCUCCCAAACUUAUAGCGCAAAUAAACUUUCAAAAUUAACUGACGUGCAAAUCAAUACAGUCAUAUAUGAAGUGAGUCGUUCUACAGAAAAAUAUGAUACUAACCUCCUACUGCGUGUAAAAAAUUCACUCUCUAAUAUGACCAACUCUAGCUUGAAUGACAUUUCAAAUAAUGAGGUAAGUAUUCCUACUGAGGCUGAUGCAAAAGUAUCAUCGUUUGAAUCUCAAAAAUUGAUCGGCAUGAAGAAUUCUUCACGCGCACAUGGCCAACCGAAAUCUGAUAUAGAAACUAAAGUUUGCGAAGAAACUUUACCAAAAACUGAGACCAAGAUAA
Racocetra persica is the source of this 807-nucleotide messenger RNA. NCBI's taxonomy places the organism in Eukaryota, Fungi, Glomeromycota, Glomeromycetes, Diversisporales, Gigasporaceae. The record is from the annotation of a GenBank genome assembly.